AUGGAGCUCCUCCAUCCAAAUCUGGCUUCUCCACCUUUGGCUAAUGCUAUUGCCGGUCCUCCUCUGGUCGCCGUUGAGGUUGAGUGUCAUUCCUCCGGCCCUGCUUCCCCGGAUUCAGUAAGCAAACCCAAAGUCGACGUUGCCUCUCCUCGGAAAUGGACCAGCGUCAUGUGUAAUUCCUCUCCCCUGGAAGAAAUUGGUACUCCUUCAGAGCAUAUCACCGGAGUUCCUUUCGUCUUGAUUCCAGAUGAGAAUAUUGAAGAGGCAAAAGAGGAAUUCAAGGAUUUCAUGGGAAGGAUUAUCGGUGUGGUCAAUGCACUGUGGGCUCGUAAUGGACCUCAAAUCUUUGUGCAUAAAGUCGGGUUCAGCUCUUAUCUCCUUCGGGUUCAGAAUCCCAGAACAAGGGCGAUUCUUCUCAGUCCUAGUGUUUGGAACAUCGCAGGUCAUCCUAUGUUUGUGUCUCCAUGGUCGUCUGAAUAUAAUCCGUAA
Molecule: messenger RNA, 489 nt
Organism: Arabis nemorensis
Lineage: Eukaryota; Viridiplantae; Streptophyta; Magnoliopsida; Brassicales; Brassicaceae
Source: the annotation of a GenBank genome assembly